AUGUUGUCUCAAAUCUUCCUCACAGCAUUAAGUUUCCCCCUUUUCGUAUCCCUCUCUUCAUCCACUGCUGUCUCCCUCGUCAAAGAGAAGAGAUGCAUCGUAGAGGCCAGUGCCAGCGGCAGCGAUGACGCACCAGCAAUAAUUCACGCCUUUAAAGAAUGCGGCCACAAUGACGGGAUCACCACUCACGGGACCGUCGUAUUCAAAAACACAACCUACAACAUCCAAACCGUUAUGAACACCACCGGUCUAUCCAAUGUGAAAGUUGACCUUCACGGUACACUGUUAUGGGAUACCAACAUUCCAUACUGGCUGAAUAAUUCCCUCCCUGUAGGAUAUCAGAAUCAAAGUAGUGCAUGGCUUUUUGGGGGCGAGAAUGUUCAUUGGGAUGGUCAUGGAUAUGGAACUUUAGAUGGAAAUGGAGAGGUUUGGUAUGAAUUUAUUAAUGGGGCGAAUAAUUAUCCAGGGAGACCUCAUCAGAUUACAUAUACAGGUGUUAAAAACUGUGUUUUUGAAAAUUUGAGGUUCGUGCAGAGUCAGAUGUGGACGAUGACUAUUAUUCACGCAAAGGAUAUUUUGUUGGAGAAUAUUUAUGUGAAUAGUACGGAUGUAAGACCAGUUGGAUUUGAAUUUAGUAGUUUGAAUACUGAUGGUGCUGAUACUAUCUAUGCGGAUAAUAUCACCUUCCGUGGCUGGACGGUGGAUAAUGGCGACGAUUCCAUCUCUAUGAAAGCCAAUUCAACCAAUAUUCUCAUCGAAGAUUGUGAUUUCUACACAGGGCUUGGUGUAGCCAUCGGGAGUAUCGGUCAAUAUGAGGGCAGAUAUGAAGUAAUUGAAAACGUCACCGCUCGCAAUAUUCGCUCUUACAACAUGCGCUAUGGGGUUUACAUGAAAACCUGGACUGGAGUAUCCACUGGAUACCCUCCGAAUGGUGGAGGCGCCGGUCUGGGCCACGCAACCAACCUUUCUUUUACCAAUUUCACGCUUCAUAAUAAUACCGGCAUAAUCGCCAUAACACAAUGUACAUCUUACAACUCUGCAACUGGGAAUUGCGACACCUCACUAUUCAAUCUGUCCAACAUGACCUUCGCUUCUUGGAGCGGUACAGCCUCUAGCGAUGUGGUAGCAGAGUUACAGUGUAGUGGUGCCGCGCCUUGCACGGGUAUUCUGAUAGAGGGUAUGGAAGGUAUUUUGGAUACCGUGAACAACACAAAACCAGCGCAGUAUCUUUGUGAUAGUGUUGUGGAACCUAAUGGAUUUAAUUGUACGGGUGUGCCAUUUGGAGAGAAUCCCAGAUAG
Messenger RNA from Botrytis sinoallii, 1299 nucleotides. RefSeq lists its product as uncharacterized. Gene Ontology annotation, biological process: carbohydrate metabolic process. The record is from RefSeq and is a predicted model, not a curated record. Lineage: Eukaryota; Fungi; Ascomycota; Leotiomycetes; Helotiales; Sclerotiniaceae. Bases 1 to 1299 code for a protein of 432 amino acids. Gene Ontology annotation, molecular function: polygalacturonase activity. The transcript is spliced from 4 exons.